Molecule: messenger RNA, 944 nt
Organism: Lepus europaeus (European hare)
Lineage: Eukaryota; Metazoa; Chordata; Mammalia; Lagomorpha; Leporidae
Gene: HACD1
Product: 3-hydroxyacyl-CoA dehydratase 1
Exons: 7
Coding region: 9-851 (280 amino acids)
Biological process (GO): very long-chain fatty acid biosynthetic process; fatty acid elongation; sphingolipid biosynthetic process
Cellular component (GO): endoplasmic reticulum membrane
Molecular function (GO): 3-hydroxyacyl-CoA dehydratase activity
Source: RefSeq, a predicted model, not a curated record
CGCGGCACAUGGGGCGGCUGACCGAGGCGGCGGCGCGCGCGGCAGGGCCCCCUCCCACUCCCCUGCCCCUCUCGUCCACGGCCCUCGGGUGCGUGGCCACCAUGGCGUCCAGCGAGGAGGACGGCACCAACGGCGGCGCCUCGGAGGCCAGCGAGGAGAAGGAGGCCGCCGGCAAGAGGCGGCGGCGCGGCUUGCUGGCCACCGUCUGGCUCACCUUCUACAACAUCGCCAUGACCGCGGGGUGGUUGGUUCUGGCAAUUGCCAUGGUACGUUUUUAUAUGGAAAAAGGAACACACAGAGGUUUAUAUAAAAGUAUCCAGAAGACACUUAAGUUUUUCCAGACUUUUGCCUUGCUUGAGAUAGUCCACUGUUUAAUUGGAAUCGUACCUACUUCUGUGCUUGUGACUGGGGUCCAAGUGAGUUCAAGAAUCUUCAUGGUGUGGCUCAUUACUCACAGUAUAAAACCGAUCCAGAAUGAGGAGAGUGUGGUGCUUUUUCUGGUCUCGUGGACUGUGACAGAGAUCACUCGCUAUUCCUUCUACACAUUCAGUCUUCUCGACCACUUGCCAUACUUCAUUAAAUGGGCCAGAUAUAAUUUUUUUAUCAUCUUAUAUCCUGUUGGAGUUGCUGGUGAACUUCUUACAAUAUAUGCUGCCUUGCCAUAUGUGAAGAAAUCGGGGAUGUUUUCAAUUCGACUUCCUAACAAAUACAAUGUCUCUUUUGACUACUACUACUUUCUUCUUAUAACCAUGGCUUCAUAUAUACCGCUGUUUCCACAACUCUACUUUCAUAUGUUACGACAAAGAAGAAAGGUGCUUCAUGGAGAGGUGAUUGUAGAAAAGGAUGAUUAAAGAUCCCUGCAAACAAGGUGCUUUUUCCAGAAUAACCAGGAUUACUUGAGUCCAAGUUUCCAUAACAAGAAUAAACAACUUCAUGAAAUAUCA